Nerophis ophidion (straightnose pipefish) is the source of this 2363-nucleotide messenger RNA. It is a transcript of the gene tcf7, whose product is annotated as transcription factor 7. NCBI's taxonomy places the organism in Eukaryota, Metazoa, Chordata, Actinopteri, Syngnathiformes, Syngnathidae. The record is from RefSeq and is a predicted model, not a curated record. Gene Ontology annotation, cellular component: beta-catenin-TCF complex. Gene Ontology annotation, molecular function: RNA polymerase II cis-regulatory region sequence-specific DNA binding; DNA-binding transcription factor activity, RNA polymerase II-specific. Gene Ontology annotation, biological process: regulation of transcription by RNA polymerase II; canonical Wnt signaling pathway. The transcript is spliced from 12 exons. Bases 291 to 1505 code for a protein of 404 amino acids.
CACACACCAGUCAUCGGACCUGUCAAUCACAGCGGCGGCGCCCUUUGAUGUCGGGGCUGGCGGCGUUGUUGUGUGUUGCGCCUUUCUGAAGACGUCAUCUUCAUCUUCAUCUUCACCAUCUUCAUCCACUUUUGUCGUCUUCCGGGACGAGAGCGGACAUUAGCGGACAUCAUUUGUUGCCGCGUACUUUCUUCAGUUUCGAUGCUCUGCUUUGUGUCGGCGGAAAGUUGAAGGUAAAAAGUUUGCGAGCGAGUGAGUGAGUGAGUGAGUGAGUGAGCGAGUGAGUGGCCAUGCCGCAACAUGGAGGAGACGACCUGGGCGCCACGGACGAGAUGAUAGCCUUUAAAGACGAAGGUGACCAGGAGGAGAAGAUCCAGCAAAGUUCCUUCACCGAAAGAGACUUGGCCGACCUCAAGUCUUCUCUGGUCAACGAGUCGGAAACUCACCAGAACCAGAACCGUGGUGGCGCUGCUGCUAGCUCCUCGGCUGUACGGCAAAGACAACAAGCUGAGCACAGAAACUUCCCCAACAAACAUCUCGACCACGUAUCAAAGCAGCAAGAUGGCGCCGUGUACAAGACGUCGGGUUAUCCCGGUUACCCCUUCCUGAUGCUGCCCGACGCCUACCUACCCAACGGCUCAAUUUCGCCAUCGUCCAACAAAGUGUCGGUGGUGCAGCCCUCGCACGGGAUGCACGCACUCACGUCGCUGCUGCCGUACAGCAACGAGCACUUCAGCCCGAGCCCAUCACACCUGCCUACUGACAUGAGCCAGAAGACAGGCGUUCUCAGGCACCAAUCCCAGGACCUAUCGAGCUACUACCCUCUCCCCGCAGGCGGCGUGGGCCAGAUCGCUCCCUCCAUGGGCUGGCAGAAGCAGGCGGUCUACCCCACACUAUCCUCCUGUGGCUUUCACCAGUCCUUCCAUUCCAACCUUCCCACUGCCUCCUCCUACUCCAGGUUCUCUCAUUCUCUCAUGCUGGGCCCAUCUGGCAUGCACCCCACUGGCAUCCCUCACCCCGCCAUAGUGCCCCCUUCUGGCAAGCAAGAGCAUGAGCAGUACGACAGAGGCAUGUACACGAAGCCCCAGGUGGACGCCAAGCGGGAGAAGGAGCCCAAGAAGGCGGUGAUCAAGAAGCCGCUGAACGCCUUCAUGCUCUACAUGAAGGAAAUGAGGGCAAAGGUCAUCGCCGAGUGCACGCUCAAGGAAAGCGCCGCCAUCAACCAGAUUCUUGGACGCAGGUGGCAUGCGUUGAGCCGUGAGGAGCAGGCUAAAUACUACGAGUUGGCGCGUAAGGAGAGACAACUUCACAUGCAACUUUAUCCCACCUGGUCUGCACGAGACAACUAUGAGGCGGGCCUUAGCGGGGUCCAGAGUAAAGCUGAUUGGGGCAAGAAGAAAAGGAGGAAAAGGGACAAGCAGCAGGACUCCAACUCAGGAGGAAGAAGAAGUGCAUUCGCUUCCAUCAAGGAGGACGCUGCUCCAGUCCAACUUGUUCACAUUUAACUCCGCCCCCUUACCACCAGCGGCCCCUCUCGCCCACCCCCCCGUGCAAGGUCGCCCCGAAACGCACUCGCCCGCCACAGUCAAAGUUCAGCGACCUCUGACCUUCGCGCGGCGGAGACGCCGUUUCCCUGGCAACGUGAGGGAACUUGUCAAGAUAUUUAAGAUGUAAAUAUCACAAACAUUUUGUCAUAUUAGCAACAUCUGCGUGCCAUUACGUUUCAGGGCUUCUAAUGAGCUCAAAUGUUACAAAUCAGGUGUUGUAGUGCCUCCUAGUGCUUCAUUGUGCAACUACAACUUGACUGCACGUUUGCCUUUUCUGUUCCAAGUCCUUGUGUGCGUGUGGGCGUGCACGUGCAUGACAAUCGCCUUCAUAACACAAAUGUCUGGACCAACUCAUCGUAUAUUUUAUUUUUUAUUUGUGUAUUUUUGUACUGCCUGAAGGGUAGGAAAGCAUUUUGUUUUGUUUGUUACUUUUAAAAAGGUUGCAGCUCUGUAAACUUUAAUUAUGUUUUCCUGUAAAGUUUUUUUUUAUAUAUAUAUAAAUGUGCAAAUUGACCUAAUAAUGAACUUUUAUAUGUUUAUGUAAAAAAAGAAGAAGAAAAAAAAUGUACUUUUUAGUCGCUAACAUUUCUUAAAGCAAUACUUUCAAGUGUUUUGGUUUCAAUGUCAAGUUGAACAAUUCCGUGUUCAUCCAGCAGAGGGCGAUGUUGCUUGUAGUUUCAUAUAAACACCAGAGAAAUUACUUUUUUUUUUUUUUUUUUUACACUUUAAUUGUUUUGGUGUAUUGAAUUUGUUUAAAUAUUUAAAAAAGUUGUUUUUAAAGAAACAUUUCAAACUGGAAUAAAAAACAUAACACAA